Molecule: messenger RNA, 1715 nt
Organism: Durio zibethinus
Lineage: Eukaryota; Viridiplantae; Streptophyta; Magnoliopsida; Malvales; Malvaceae
Gene: DHNAT1
Product: Thioesterase superfamily protein
Biological process (GO): phylloquinone biosynthetic process
Cellular component (GO): peroxisome
Molecular function (GO): 1,4-dihydroxy-2-naphthoyl-CoA thioesterase activity
Source: RefSeq, a predicted model, not a curated record
CAACAACACGGCAAUACUGGAAAUUUUAUUUGCAAAGCAAAAGGCUAAAGGCCAAAAACAAAAAAAUAUUGGGCGUUGGGCGUUGGGUGGUGAACUAUGAAGCGUUAGACAGGGUGGUGUUAGGUCACAAGUCACGAGUAAGGAACAUUUGGUUUACACAUGCUAUGCAUAGAUGCUACCUAACCCUGGAAUUUGGCCUAAAAUACGAAUACGUUGAAACGAGUAAAAAGAAAAAGAGCAAAAACCAGACCACAUGUCCCACGUGCCACGAGGAUUACCUACCACAAGAUUAGCAUCGAUUCUACUAAUAUGCCAAAAUACCCCUGCUCUGCUCCGUUAAUGUCAAAGAGAAGAAUCAAUACCCAAGAGCUGGACGGAGAUUGAGAUGUUUCCUGGUCUUGAAAACCUACGGAGCAACAAAACAAAAAGCAAGGUGUAGGUGUUGACGACGACAUAUUCACAAAUCAAACCAGCACCCACUCCGCCUUCCCCUCCCCUGACGCCACCCUAUCUUAUUCCCAAAACUCUAAGUUUUCUUAGACAGAAAAAGGUAUAAUUAAUUUUAAGGGUUUGUCCUUGACUACUUGCGGUUCGCUGCUGAUGGAUCAAUCAUCAUCAUCUUUGGACAAGACUGCCUGUCUGGAUGCUCCGCUGCAUCCAUUUGGGUUUGAAUUUCAAGAUUUGUCCCCCACCAAAGUCACUGGACGCCUUCAAGUAACCCAAAAGUGCUGUCAGCCAUUCAAGGUGUUGCACGGUGGAGUAUCGGCUCUGAUAGCGGAAGCACUGGCUAGCAUCGGGGCUCACAUAGCUAGCGGCUACCAAAGAGUGGCUGGAAUCCACCUUAGUAUCAAUCAUUUAAAGCGCGCCGAACUGGGAGACCUUAUCUUCGCUGAAGCCACCCCGGUCAAUCUUGGCAAGACCAUUCAGGUUUGGGAGGUGCGACUAUGGAAAACAGACCCUUCAAGCUCGGACAUCCGAUCCCUGGUAUCAUCAUCGAGGGUUACUCUCCUGUGUAACAUGCCUGUGCCAGAGCAUGCAAAGGAUGCUGGAGAAAAUCUUAAGAGGUACGCCAAGCUAUGAACGUUUUGUACUUGAUUUUAUAUUUGCUGUAAUGAUUGCAACAAUAGAUCCAGCAACGUAUUCAGAUGGUAAAAUGAUGAAGGAUCACUUGUAUAAAUGUAUAUGCCUUGGUUAAUUAAACAACGAUUUCUGCCAUCGCAUGUUUUUCUAAUCCAUCAUAGAUCCAUAUUUGCUUAAAUCCUAAUCUUCUGUUUAGGAAAAUAAAAGAAUAAUGAAAUAACGAUAUGAUUGAAGAAAGUAUUAGAAUUGUUCUCAAAGUAAAUAAAAAAUCAAGUGAAAGAAUAACUUAAACAAGUUACAAAACAGCUCAACUAUAGUUUCAUGAUAUAAAGAACUUGAGAAAGAAGACUUAUUAAUAGCAAUUGAUUUCAAUGCUUAGUGGAAUCAACUGCUUUAGGCUGACCAUAAGGGGUAGUCAGACUGCUAAUGCCAAUGUAGUCUUACUGCCAUGCACUUCAAAUAUGUACCAAAGUUUCAACACGAUUUGAUUCUAAUAAAGUUUCAGUACAUUUUGGUUCCAAUAUUACAAAGUAGCAAUUGUUUCCUAACCCUAAGAUUGCUAUGGUUCAAGCCACUCGACUGUUUAAUUUAGAGGGAAUCAAAUGUUUUGAACAUGGAGAUCUUCUGUUUUAGAA